Medioppia subpectinata is the source of this 1119-nucleotide messenger RNA. The record is from the annotation of a GenBank genome assembly. NCBI's taxonomy places the organism in Eukaryota, Metazoa, Arthropoda, Arachnida, Sarcoptiformes, Oppiidae.
AAUUAUAGCAAAUGGUACCGUAUAUUGAAUUACUGGUCGGACCGUAAUAUCUCGGGUCCGAAACCCAUACCAUAUUUCGGCAAUAAUUUAGCGCAUGUCUUAAAGUUCAAGGCAUUCGUUGAAAUGGAGUGGUAUAAGACAUACGGACCAGUGUUUGGUAUAUAUGAGUGCGAAAGGCCUGUGCUAUCGGUGGCGGACCCGGUGCUCAUCAAACAGAUUCUGGUGAAAGAGUUUCACAAAUUCCGUAACCGCGCGGAAUCGGCCGAACGGACGGCCGCUUUGGGAAUAAACUUAUUUAUGGCCAGAGAUGGCGAUUGGAAACGGAUCCGAGCCAUAGCCAGUCCCGCAUUCACUUCGGGUAAACUCAAACACAUGUAUCCACUCAUCAACGAGUGUUGCCGUGACUUCUUGGCCGCUCUCGACAGGGAUGUGUCCACCGGUCGACGGGAAGUGGAGUUAAAGCAAUUGAUGAUCGCUUAUACACGUGAUGUGAUCGCCACCUGUGCCUAUAGCAUAAAAAUCGACGCCUAUUGCGGUCCAAACAAUCCGUUCGUCAGUAAAGAGUAUCCAUUCUCACCGCCGAAUCCGUUGAUUACGUUAUUGUCAAAAAUGGUGCCCAAAUGGGUGGCCAAUAACCGGUUGGUCAAAGCGCUCGUAACCGGCGAUCAAUCGGAUCACAUAUUUUUCACUCGAGUCGCCAAAGGAUUGAUGUCUGAGCGCAAGAAAUCGGGCAAAAAAUACAACGAUUUCUUACAGUUGUUGGUAGACGUGGAGAGAGAGGACAACAACACCGGGACUAUGGGUGCGGACUCUGUGGCCAGCGAUGCACUGGAAGGACAUCACGUGAACGAAGGCGUCGACGAACUGAUGGCAGAGAAACAGGCGUUGAGUGGAGUCGUGGAGAAGACGUUAACCGAAGAGGAAAUCCUCUCCCAAUGCGCUGUAUUUUUUGUGGCCGGUUCUGAGACAACGGCCACAACUCUGUCGUAUUGUAUCUAUGAGUUGGCACUCAAUCCCGAUAUUCAGGACCUGUUGGUGGCGGAGACCAAAGAGGCGUUCAAUGAAAACACGGCAGACAUAGACUACGAAACCCUUUGCCGACUCCCACUCCUCGACGCC